CAAUUGUCUUUGCUUUGUUUAGAGUGAACACCCAUUUUUCAGGAGGGUGAGGUCACUUCAGCCUGGGCAGGAGGGACAGCCCCUUGUUGGCUUUGGGGAUUUUAAAUCUGAGACCCUGCAGAGCCUGUACGAGUCUGAAGACCCCAAGAAGAUCCGUUUUGUCAACUACUUGCGGAGGAAGGUUCCUGCGCCAGGAACACAGAUGGAGAACGCCAUACGGUUCAUCAAGGCCAGAAACAAGCAAAAAGCUGCCGCUGCAUCAUCUGCGCCUGCUGGAUCAGCAUCUGCGUCUGUAUCUGCUGCUGCUGCCGCCGCCACUCCAUCUACCAGCAGCAGCAGCAGCUCUGCAUCAGCAUCAGCUCCACCAGGCGUGGCAGCUACAGCAACUGUUCACUGCACUUUGUUUACCUGUGUUCUUUCAAAUUCACUUUUAACAUCUUUUUUGUUUUUAGAUUCACUGCUUUUGUCUCUGGCCGGCGUUCUCUGUCUGUGGUGGAAAUGCAGGCUAAAGUCAAGAAGCUUGUGGGCAAGCCUGCAUUUCCAGCCUCCUCCAGACCAGCUUCUUCCUCUGCAGCAUCUAAGGAGCCCACGGAUGAAGAGCUGGUCAGCGCUGUGGUUGACAUAGAGUCCUCACACGUACAGGCUCCUCCUUCUGCUCCUGGCGCUCCACCUCCUCCACCGGAUGUUGUGGCUGAGGAGCAGCCAGCUCCAGCCGGUGUCCCUCCUCCUCCGUCUGCUGGCAAUGCUGAGGUGACGAAGAAGCUUGCAGGAGCCGCCUCUGACUCGGCCGCAUGGCCCACCAACGUCGGCAAUGAGCGUGGUCAGGUCCUCAUGAGCGUCCUUACCUGCUCUGAGGGUGCUGAGGGCCCGUCCAGGAUGGCGGCCGGGCUCAUGAGGCGGUAUCGACUCGCCAAGGUUCCUCCCCCCCAGCUAAUCUACGUGGACCGGUACUGCUGCAGUCGAGACGGCGUGUCCAAGACAGCUGCCUUGUUUUCGGACACCUGGAGCACCCAGAGGCGGCACCUCAGCUGCAUCCAGGACUGGCCGGGGGUGCAGCUCUACACCGAGACUGGUAGGCUGACUAAAGGUGGGGUCAGCCUGCCAGUUUAUCGCUGCGCGAGAGGCUCCACGUCUGACACGGACAGAUCUGAGCCAUCUGGUCUGCCCCCCCCCAGAAGAGGUUGUCCGUCCCGGUAUUUCGCAGACAUCAGCAUCUCUCCUCAGACUCUGAGGAAGAGGUCCAGGGUCCUGAUGGUCAGCCAGGAUAUCAACACAUCAGCAGGGUAG
Messenger RNA from Oryzias melastigma (Indian medaka), 1287 nucleotides. RefSeq lists its product as uncharacterized. The record is from RefSeq and is a predicted model, not a curated record. NCBI's taxonomy places the organism in Eukaryota, Metazoa, Chordata, Actinopteri, Beloniformes, Adrianichthyidae. Bases 499 to 1287 code for a protein of 262 amino acids. The transcript is spliced from 7 exons.